This is a messenger RNA of Porites evermanni, 2992 nucleotides long. Lineage: Eukaryota; Metazoa; Cnidaria; Anthozoa; Scleractinia; Poritidae. The record is from the annotation of a GenBank genome assembly.
GGUAACAACAGUGAAAACAGUGACAACAUUGACAACACUGACAAGGGUGACAACUUUGACAACAGUGACAACGGUGCAAACAGUGACAAUGGUGACAACAGCGACAAUGGUGACAACAGCGACAACGGUGACAAUGGUGACAACAGGAACAACGGUGACAAAAGUGACAACAGCAACACUGGUGACAACAGUGACAACGGUGACAACAUUGACAACACUGACAACGGUGAGAACCAUGACAACAGUGACAACGGUGACAACCGUGACAAUAGUGACAACGGUGACAACAGGGACGACGGUGACAACAGGGAGACGGUGACAAACGUGACAACAGUGACGACAUUGACAACGGUGACAACAGCGACUAUGGUGACAACACUGACAACAGCGAUAACGGUGUCAACAGUGACAACGGUGACAACAGUGACAACAGCCACAAUGGUGACAACAGUAACAACGGUGACAACGGUGACAACAUUUAAAACGGUGAGAGCAGUGACGACGGUAACAACGGUGACAACAGUGACUAUAGUAACAGCCGUAACAAUGGUGACGAUGGUGACAACGGUGACAGCAAUAAGAAGAGAGUCAACGGUGACAAUAGUGACAAUGAUGACAACCGUGACAACGGUGACAACCGUAACAACGGUGACAACACUGACAACAGCGACAACGGUUACAACAGUGACGACGGUGACAACUGUGACAACCGUAACAACAACAACAACGGUAGCCACAGCAGCAAUAAUGACAACAGCGACAACAGUGACAACAGUGACAACGAGCGACAAUAAUGGCAACACUGAAAACAGCAACAAUGGUGACAAUGGGGAAAACAGGGACAACGGUGACAACAGCGACAAUGGUGACAAGAGUGACAAUGUUGACAACAGUGACGACGGUGACAACUGUGACAAAAGUGACAACGGUGACAAUGGUGACAACAGCGACAACAAUGACAACAGUGACGAUGGUGACAACCGUGACAACAGUGACAACGGUGACAACAGGGACGACGGUGACAAACGUGCCAACGGUGACGACAUUGACAACAGUGACAACAGCGACUAUGGUGACAACACUGACAACAGCGACAACGGUGUCAACAGUGACGACGGUGACAACAGUGACAACUCUGACAACGGUGACAACACUGACAACAGUGACAACGGUGACAACAGUGACAACAGCCACAAUGGUGACAACAGUAACAACGGUGACAACAUUUAAAACGGUGACAGCAGUGACGACGGUAACAACGGUGACAACAGUGACUACAGUAACAGCUGUGACAACGGUAACAAUGGUGACAACGGUGACAAUAGUGACAAUGGUGACAACCGUGACAACGGUGACAACCGUAAGAAUGGUGACAACGGUGACAACGGUGACAACGGUGACAACACUGACAACAGCGACAACGGUUAAAACAGUGACGACGCUGAAAAGUGUGACAACAGUCACAACGGUGACAACUGUGAUAACGGUGACAACAGUGACAACAGCGACAACGGUGACAAUAGCAACAACAGUGACAACAAAAACAAUGGUGAUAACACCAACAACAGUGACAACCAUGACAACAGCGACUACAGUGACAACGGUGACAAACGCAACAACAGCGACAAUGGUGACAACAGAGACAACAGUGAUAACGGUGACAACAGCGACAACGGUGACAACAGUGACAACGGUGGCAACAGUGACAACGGUGACAAAAGUGACAAGGAUUAAAACAGUGACAAUGAUGAGAAAAGCGACAACGGUGACAACACUGACAACAGUAGAAACAAUGGUGACAACAGUGACGACUGUGACAACAGUGACAACAGCGACAACAGUGAGAAAAGUAACAUCGGAAGCAACAGUGAAAACAGUGACAACAUUGAAAACACUGAAAACAGCGACAACAGUGACAACAGCAACAACUUUGACAACAACGACAACAGUGACAACACGGACAACGGUGAAAACGGUGACAACUGUGACAACAGUGAAGAUGGUGACAACAGAGACGACGGUGACAACUGUGACAACUAGCGACAAUAAUGGCAACACUGACAAUAGCAACAACGGUGACAAUGGGGAAAACAGGGACAACGGUGACAACAGUGAGAACAGUGACAAUGUUGACAACAGUGACAACGGUGACAACUGUGACAAAAGUGACAACGGUGACAAUGGUGACAACAGCCACAAUGGUGACAACACUGACAACAGGGACAACAAUGACAACAGUGAUGACGGUGACAACCGUGACAACAGUGACAACGGUGACAACAGGGACGACUGUGACAAACGUGACAUCGGUGACGACAUUCACAACGGUGACAACACUGACAGCAGCGACAACGCUGUCAACAGUGACAACGGUGACAACAGUGACAACUGUGACAACGGUGACAACAGUGACAACAGCCACAAUGGUGACAACAGUAACAACGGUGACAACGGUGACAACAUUUAAAACGGUGAGAGCAGUGACGACGGUAACAACGGUGACAACAGUGACUAUAGUAACAGCCGUAACAAUGGUGACAAUGGUGACAACGGUGACAGCAAUAAGAAGAGAGUCAACGGUGACAAUAGUGACAAUGAUGACAACCGUGACAACGGUGACAACUGUAACAACGGUGACAACACUGACAACAGCGACAACGGUUAAAACAGUGACGACGGUGACAACUGUGACAACCGUAACAACAACAACAACGGUAACCACAGCAGCAAUAAUGACAACAGCGACAACAGUGACAACAGCGACAACAGUGACAACAAAAACAAUGGUGAUAACACCAACAACAGUGACAACCAUGACAUCAGCGACUACAGUGACAACGGUGACAAACGCAACAACAGCGACAAUGGUGACAACACAGACAACAGUGAUAACGGUGACAACAGCGACAACGGUGACAACAGUGACAACAGUGACAACGGUGCAACAGUCACGACGGUGACAAAAGUGACAAGGGUUAAAACAGUGACAACG